AUGUCUGACACCGAGAGAAUCUUGAUUUCUGAAAUCAAGACUGAGAAGCAUGAAGAAGAAGACACUGUCCCGGUUACCCCGAAGAAGCGAGACAAGAAGACCACUGAUGCAAGCGGUGAUGAAGAUGGCUGUCCAACCAAAAAGACCAAGAAAAGCCGCACCAAGAAGACCGGCCCUUUGGGCCCCAUCUCCACAACCCUCGACGAAGCCAGCGGUGAGGACAAAAUGAUUAUCCGCUUGAAAGAAGUGGAGGGAAAGACCUGGCCUGAGAUCCGGAAAAUUAUGGAAGAGACCACGGGCGCAAAGCUCGGAGGCAGCACUGUCCAAGUUCGCUAUGCUCGAAUGAAGGCGAAGUUCAGCGUGUUUGAGACAGAUGAUGAACCCCGUCUGUUCCAGAGUAAGAAGGAGGUUGAGGAGCGCUUCGAGCAGGAGAAAUGGCGGAAGAUCGCGGAUAGUAUCGAGGCCAAGGGUGGGUGCAAGUACCCGUCGGCAGUAGUUCAGAAGAAGUUCAAGGAACUCACCAAGAAGGGCAAUGGAGUUUGUGUCGCUGCUACUGCCAUGGAGGGAAGGACUGAACCGAGGAUUUAG
Messenger RNA from Aspergillus ruber CBS 135680, 588 nucleotides. RefSeq lists its product as uncharacterized. The transcript has 3 exons. The record is from RefSeq and is a predicted model, not a curated record. Lineage: Eukaryota; Fungi; Ascomycota; Eurotiomycetes; Eurotiales; Aspergillaceae. Bases 1 to 588 code for a protein of 195 amino acids.